Messenger RNA from Solanum verrucosum, 1596 nucleotides. RefSeq lists its product as uncharacterized. NCBI's taxonomy places the organism in Eukaryota, Viridiplantae, Streptophyta, Magnoliopsida, Solanales, Solanaceae. The transcript is spliced from 2 exons. Bases 1 to 1596 code for a protein of 531 amino acids. The record is from RefSeq and is a predicted model, not a curated record.
AUGCUUCGGGGUGGUGAUCUCUUCCCCGGUCAACCCACUCAAUAUCCGAGAGAGGGUAGGCUUUUGGCGGCCGCAGAGACGGCGGAUAAAGCAGCGGUGGUUAGAUAUAGGGGCGGCUUUGCCGGCUUGGAUUGGAAGGGCAUUGGGCAGAAAAAAGACUCUGAAGUUCCACCAAACCAUGCAAAACAUACUAAGUUUUAUAACCAUUUUCUCUUCAAAGCUUCACUUAUUGUGAUUUUUCUUGUUGUGCUUCCACUUUUCACCUCAGAAGCUCCUGAUUUCAUUAACCAAACUCUUCAAACAAGAAGCUGGGAAGUUCUUCAGCUUAUAUUUGUUGGCAUAGCUGUUUCAUAUGGACUUUUUAGCAAAAAAAGUGAUGAAACAGAUAAGGAACAUAACACAAAGUUUGAUAAUGCUCAAUCCUAUGUAUCUGGAUUACUUCAUGCCUCAUCUGUUUUCGAUGAUGAUACCGAUAAUCAUGAUGAAAACAAGGUUCAAACUUGGAAUAAUCAGUACCAUAGAGGUAACAAUCCUGUUGUAAUAGAAAAUCAUAGCCUUAAUGAACAGAGAGCUAUUAAUUCAAGAAUUGGCGAAAAGCCUCUUCUUUUACCUAUUCGAAGCUUGAAAUCGCGUGUUCUUGAUGAUCAUUUGGAAGAAAGUAAUGGAUUAAGUUCAAAAUCAAGAAAUGGGGAUUUUGUUGUGUCAAGUCCUAAGAAAUUGGUGGAGAGUUUAGAGGAAAAUGUUGUUCGUCCAUCGCCUAUUCCAUGGCGAUCAAGAUCAGCAAGAAACAUGGAGAUGAAAGAAAAUGGUGAUUUAGUUAAAAAGAUUGAACCUUUUUCUUUAAGGUCUCAAUCUUUUAGAUUACCUAAGAAUAGUAAUAACAACUCAAAUUCCUCUUCACCAAGAACUCCUUCUCCUUCACAAUCAAGAAAAUUGUCCUUUUCACCAGAAUCACAAUCCAAGAUUGUUAAUGAAGAUGUAGUGAGAAAGAAAAGUUUUCGUAAAUCGAAUCCUCCUCCACCACCACCUCCACCACCACCACAUUUCUUCUAUAAGAUGAAAUCAACCUCUAGUGUUACAAAUGACAAUGUAAUUUCAUCUGAUAAGGAAUUGAGGAGAAGCAUAAGGAGUGUGCCAAUGGAUUUGACACGCGGUGAAAAGCUCCAAACAAUAAGAAAAGCAUAUUCAGGAACAACAACAGAAUUGAGGCCAUUCAUUGGAAGUACAAGAACAAAAGAAUUCACAUGUCCUGAAGAAAAUGUUAUAGGAACAACUGAUAAAAUGAUGCAUGAAAGUUACAACUUUUCAACAAAAUCAAGAUUCAUGGAAUUCCCAAAUGAAGAGAAGAAAGAAUAUGUUGAGAAAUUCCUUAUGGAAAGUGAUCAAGAGGAUUCAGAGACUGAUAGUGAAGAUUAUGAUUACUUUGAAGAAAACGCGGAAAAACCAGAAAUUGAAACUCAGAGUGAUCAUGAAGGACCAGAUGUUGAUAAGAAAGCUGAUGAGUUUAUAGCAAAGUUUAGGGAGCAAAUUAGGCUUCAAAGAAUUGAAUCCAUCAGAAGAUCAGCAGGGCAACCUACAAGAAACCUUGUAAGAUAA